Cryptococcus amylolentus CBS 6039 is the source of this 2709-nucleotide messenger RNA. RefSeq lists its product as hypothetical. The coding region runs from base 1 to 2709 and encodes 902 amino acids. NCBI's taxonomy places the organism in Eukaryota, Fungi, Basidiomycota, Tremellomycetes, Tremellales, Cryptococcaceae. Gene Ontology annotation, molecular function: zinc ion binding; DNA binding; DNA-binding transcription factor activity, RNA polymerase II-specific. Gene Ontology annotation, biological process: DNA-templated transcription; regulation of DNA-templated transcription. The record is from RefSeq and is a predicted model, not a curated record. The transcript has 12 exons. Gene Ontology annotation, cellular component: nucleus.
AUGGUCGCAGCCUCCCACCGCACCCCCUCCCUCCGCCCAAAACCGCCCCCCAACCCCCACAAGGGCCGCAAAAUCGUCCGCGGCGAGCAGCUCAAACGCAACGCGGCCUGCCUCAGCUGUCGCAAAAGGCGCAUAAAGUGUGACGCAGCAAAGCCUCACUGUGCCUCGUGUGUCAGGAGCCAGCAGUAUCUUGAUCGCACUCAUCCCAAUGAGCACCAUGCGAUCCAUUGCCAUUACGAUAACGAGUCGGACGGCAGCGCUGACGAUGGCCACUCUGAGCGCCUGUCUACCGGUACGGCCACCGAAUUAGCCGAGGAAGAGGCUCCUGGUAUUCCGCCAGUCAUUGUUGAGCCCCAACGUCAGAACUCAGAGCCAGUCGCCGAUACUGGGCGAGAGUUCACAGACUUCACAAACAAAGAAGCAGUAGAUCUAAGGGGUGCUCAAAUAUCAACCUCACGAGCAUACAUGCACCGAUUCUUCGACGGCCCGUCACCCAUGGUCGAUCUGGACCCGCGGUACCAAUCGCCUCUGUCGCAUCAGCCACUGCAAUAUCAAACACCGUUUCAACCACCUCAUCAAUCACCGCUUGACAACCUGGUGUGGCGCUAUAAUGAAAUGCAAACGCUCGGCGGCCCCCUUAUACCUAGCGCCAUCCCUGACCCAUACCAACAAACCCAGAACUCGCUCCCAUACUACCUUCCAUCCACCAGCAUGUCUCUUGCCCCAGAAACUACCCUGCCGUCUAUGACGGCCAGUCCUGGGGACGACGAUCUCGUCGACGCCCUUGCUCCUCUCGAGCGUCGGCUCAGUCGAGCGGCCACAGUCGCUGACGAGAUGAAUGGAGAAGCUGGUGAUAUGGACCAACUGCUGAUGUGGUCUGGCUGGCCAUCGUCGCUUCCUUCACCCACACUUGUAAAUCAUCUUGUUGAAAUAUUCUUCACGAAGGUUCCGACCGUAUCUCGCAUCAUCCAUCGCGACACAUUCAUGGCCAGACUGUCCCAUGCGCCAACCCACCCCGACUUUCCGCAUCUUGCGCUGAUCCACGCACUCUGCGCCAUCGCCUCCCGCCACUCGGCUGCCGUCCACACCCGCACCGUCCAAGAAAAUCUCUUACAGACAGCUCAAGAUGCAAAGAAGGGAAAUCCCGGCAGGGGGGAGCCAGUUGAUCCGGCAAAUGAAGACUGCUUUUCGGAGCAGCAGGCGAUAUACGCGUCUCGUGCGAUGAGUAGCUUGCAUCAUGUCAGCGGAAGAGGCUUGUUUGACGUGUUGCAAGCUACAAUACUAGUGUGUCAUUGGAGCCAAUCAGACUCGCGUUGGAUGGAUUGUUGGGCCUCUAUUGGCCUGUCCACUCGCCUCGCCAUCUGCCUUGGUCUCUUGAAUGAUGACCUUCCAGGGAUGAGCCUCGCUUCCCUCCACCAGUCAAUCCUUCCACCCGCGAAAACAGAUGCCGAGAGGGAAGAGAGGAGGGCGGUGCUCUGGUACGUGAUGUAUUAUGACACGACGGGGUCUGCCAGCUCCGGGUGGCCCGGAACGUUGCCGAAUGAUGAGAUUACUGCGAGGCUACCAGCUGGCAGAGUUGAUUGUGAUCGAGGAGACUCGAUUCCCGAGAACCCACAGUCCUUCAUUUCUCCAGACAUCUACCACAACCACCCAGUUCCAGAUAGCUUUGUGAUGCUUCUCAAGGGAAAUAUGCUCUUAUACCGCGCAUCAAAAUUGAUUCGCAAAUGCCGGUCGAUGCGGACCGAGGAGAGAGCGAUAGCGAGAGAUAUGGAAGAGUUUAAAGCAAUCGAAAGAGACCUGGCGACGCUGAGCUUGACCUGGCCGAGUUCGUUGAGAGACCCCAUCCAGUACAUGCAGGGCCACAUAAAAACCAUAGACUCUGAUCUCAUUAGCGCACACCUGGUACCCCACAUCGUCGCUAUUCACCUCCACGAACCCUUUGCCGACGUCAAAGACUCGAGUUGCACUUCGGCAGCUCGCCUCUUGUCGGAAGCAAGAGCGUGCUUGAAUAUCGUGUUUUCGAUUGUCGGGAGUAAUGCGGAAAUCACGUAUAUGCUAACCCUUGUCAGCUAUCUUUACCGCGCUAUCAAGGCUCUCAUCCUGUUUUACCACCAUGCUCUAGAGUCGGCCGAUGAGCAAGCAGCGUCAACAUUCCAUUCCGAGAUCACUAUAUUCAAAGACGUUUUUGAUUGGCUCUCCCUCCACCACUCUAUGGCUCUCCACCACCUAGCCGUCAUCAAUACCAUCCUCGCCAGUAUUGAACGCGAAACUCUCGGUCACCCGGUCGUCGACGGCGAUUUCUCCGACCUUCGCUCGCCAAACUCUCAAUCCUCCUCUUUCACGUCCACUGCUUCCAUACCCCGGUCAAGCAACUCGUACCACACCGCGGGGUACUCGGCAUCUUUUGAGAUGUCUACCACGCCGGUCUUGCACCCGGAAGCGGUGAUGGCUCAAGGGCUCCAAGACGCGCUCAGGGCAGAGGGCGAGUCGCCUGACAGCGGAAGCGGCGAGAGAAGAGGGAUGGGCCGUAGCGGGCUUGUGCAUGGGAUCCUGGAUCAGACGAGGGGGUUUGUCAACACCAAGGCGCCGGACGGGGUUCUGCCGGAUCUAAAGAUUGGGGUUGGGAUGGGCGUUGGAAUGGGAGAGGAUGAUGUGGGCGAUCCAUCGAGCUGGCUUGACUGGCAAAAUGUAGUAACGUUGGACCCGUGA